AUGUUUUGGGUUUCGCUUCUCGCCCUUGGCGCUACCGUCCAGGCAGUGCCGCAGCGUGGUGGCGCGGGUGGCCUGUCCAUGUUGAGAUUCGGCUGUGCCCAGUCCGUCAUCGACCGAAUCGACCCGCUCGUCGAUCCAGGCAAGAUCCCGUCCCCGCAUGUGCACCAGGUCGUUGGAGGAAAUGCCUUCAACGCAAGCAUGGCAUCGACCGACGUUUCGAACCUGGCUAGCUGCACUACAUGCACCUUUGCCGAGGACUUCUCCAACUACUGGACGGCCGCAGUCUACUUCAGAGCUCGCAACGGCAGCUACAAGCGCGUGCCACAGAUGCCCAACCAGCAGAUAGGCAACGCAGACGGUGGUGUAACCGUUUAUUACACUGCAACUGAGAAGGUCACUGCGUUCAAGCCCGGUUUCCGCAUGUUCAGCGGCGAUGCCAUGAGGCAGAAGUCGGCUGGUCUCGGGAGGAACAUGCAGAGUUGCUACCGCUGCUUCCCGGGUCCCAACUUCCAGGCCAACACCCAGUCGCCUUGCAUGGACCCCAAGAUCGAUAGCGAGGAUUUUCCCAAGACUCCCUGCCCGGGCGGGAUCCGAUCUAGUGUCAUCUUCCCAAUCUGCUGGGAUGGUAAGAACCUGGAUAGCCCCAACCACAUCGACCACGUUUCUCCGCCCGUGGGCGGUCCGGCAUCCUUCGCAGUGGUCAACGGCAAAUGCCCAGCAUCGCACCCGGUCAAGAUCCCACAGGUUCACUACGAGAUCGUUUGGGACACCAGGAUGUUCGCCAACAAGGCUGACUGGCCCGAGGAUGGAUCUCAGCCACUUGUUCUUAGCAACGGGGAUACGACCGGCUACUCGCAACACGGUGACUACGUCUUCGGCUGGAAAGGCGACAGUCUCCAGAAGGCUAUGGAUGGGAAAUGCUUCGGACCCAGCUGCAACGGUCUCAAGACUCAGGCAUUCCCUGCCGCAAACAAGUGCACCCUCAAGUCCCAAGUCAGCGAGAACAUGGACGGAUGGCUCGAUAAGCUCCCGGGACAGGGCAUGUCUAUGUCGGGUAUGGUCUUCUAA
Messenger RNA from Thyridium curvatum, 1068 nucleotides. RefSeq lists its product as uncharacterized. The record is from RefSeq and is a predicted model, not a curated record. The transcript has 8 exons. Bases 1 to 1068 code for a protein of 355 amino acids. Lineage: Eukaryota; Fungi; Ascomycota; Sordariomycetes; Thyridiales; Thyridiaceae.